UCUGAGAGAGAGAGAGAGAGAGAAAGGGAGAGGGAGAGAAGCUGACUUGCGGCUGCAUCUCAGGGCGCAGUCAGCGUCGGUCCCCGGAGCCUCGCCCGACACCAUGAGCUCGGAAGCCGAGGACCCCAAGGAAGUGGCCACAGAUGUCUUCAACUCCAAAAGUCUGGCCAUUCAGGCCCAGAAGAAGAUCCUUGGAAAAAUGGUGUCCAAAUCAAUAGCAACUACUCUGAUCGAUGAUACAAGCAGUGAUGUUUUAGAUGAGCUCUACAGAGUUACAAGGGAAUAUACACAAAAUAAAAAAGAAGCAGAGAAGAUCAUCAAAAACCUCAUUAAAAUAGUCCUCAAAUUGGCAAUUCUCUACAGGAACAACCAAUUUAAUCAGGAUGAACUAGCCCUGAUGGAGAAAUUCAAGAAGAAGGUUCAUCAGCUGGCUAAGACCGUGGUCAGUUUCCAUCAGGUGGAUUAUACCUUUGACAGGAACUUUUUGUCCAAACUGUUAAAUGAAUGUAGAGAGCUGCUUCAUGAAAUCAUUCAGCGUCACCUAACUGCGAAGUCACACGGACGCGUCAACAAUGUGUUUGAUCACUUCUCUGAUUGUGAAUUCCUGGCUGCCUUGUACAAUCCCUUUGGACCUUAUAAAAUCCAUUUGCAGAAACUUUGUGAUGGGGUCAACAAAAUGCUAGAUGAGGGGAACAUAUAAGUACUUGUAUUAGAGCUGACUGCCUGUGAGUUAUUUGUAGAUGGAACACUGUUGAUUUAUGAAGGAAUAAGGGAGCAUGCAAAGAGGUUUUUUUACAUUAUGACGAAUCUUUCCUAAAUAUCUUUAUUAAUUGAUUUCUUACUAUGCGCUAUCUGUUGCUAUUCACAGUCCAUCUGGAAGAAAAACUGCACAUGACUUUUUUUACUGUGCUUUGCCUAUGGAAACAGCUUGAUAAAGACAAUCAAACAAAAUGGCUCAAGUAGAGUAAGAGUCUUGCAAGAUAGAUAUACAAACCAAAACAAUAUGCUGUCAGACAAUCCGCAUCUUUCACAGAUUAACAGAAUUAAUUCUAAACUAUCAGAAUCCAGUAGUGUUGGUAACAGGCUAUCGUGGUGAUGGUACACUCUGUAAUUUCUUUCAUUUACUUGUAAAAUAGACAUAUUUGAUUCAGUUAUAGUCUUUUAUGCUCUCUGCACAGAUAACCGCUUCCUAGUGUUGCCAUUAUGGAGCAUUGAGUUUUAAAUAAAAUCAGUGAUGUUGUCACAUAGAGUCUUAACAGCAGCCUUGUGCAUCUCCAGCUCAGAGGUGAACACUUCCUGUCUGCAAGGCAGGAUCUCCCAAGUAGAGAUCCUUAUAGACCUGCACAGGUGCUUGCUUCCUUUGACUACAUGGGGAUUAUUUGAGGAAUAAGCUACAGGAAAAUAGCUGGACUGGGGAAGAGAAUUCCCAAGAAACUGCUUGUGGUACAGAAUUUUAACUCUGACUAUGAUAACAUAAAACACAGUGACUUCUCUGUGCAAUUCCUUAAGAUAUUUAGAAUUCUGCUAGUAGAAUCAUAGAAUCAGUCAUUGGUGUUGGAAGGGUGGCAAUUCUUUUCAAAAAGAUGUGAGUCAGUAUAUUCGAUACUCUAGUCUGAUGUGAAUUCACCAAAGUUGAUAAAUAAAUUGCAAGCCAAUUUUCCUUGUGUACAAUGAAAGUAGAAGCAGAAAUUAGUGUUAUCAUUGUGUUAUAUACUAUUUAACUAAUGGAAAAAUGGAAUUUUAAAGAAUUUUUCUUCUUUUCUUACUUCCUACCUUUUAUCCUUUUUUUUCCUCAUCUUCUCUCUGCCUUGACAUUGGGGAUAAAAAAUGUGACUUUCUAGACACUGUAAUGUACUUAAAAGCAUGAAGUUAAUACAUUUCAAACAGCCAAAGACUUUUUGUUAGGAAGCAUAUAAAGAAUUUGCUGUUUAUUUAAUUGCCAGUGUUUUUGCUGUUUGCUGUGUCCUUUUGUUUUAAUGAGUAAACCAAAGAAUAUUUGCACUCCAAA
Molecule: messenger RNA, 2008 nt
Organism: Cyanistes caeruleus (blue tit)
Lineage: Eukaryota; Metazoa; Chordata; Aves; Passeriformes; Paridae
Gene: TNFAIP8
Product: TNF alpha induced protein 8
Biological process (GO): regulation of apoptotic process
Cellular component (GO): cytoplasm
Molecular function (GO): cysteine-type endopeptidase inhibitor activity involved in apoptotic process
Source: RefSeq, a predicted model, not a curated record